GGUGUGUGGAAUAUUCUACAUUUGUUCGUUGUGUUGACGAAAUCCUUCUGAAAAUAGUCAUCUGACUACGGUUGUUAUUCUUCACUUCCCUCUAGCCCUUUUCUAUACCAAUGUCACGAUGAUUCAGUAACGAAACACAUUUCUUUUAAAUUGUUUAAUGUUGAGUAAGCAAUGCCUGAAACGAAAGUAACUUUAUAUAAGUAUCGAUUCGCUCUUACCACCGGCCCAUCCCUUGUGGCCCAUCCCUUAUGGGCCACCUGAAUAAACUAUUAUUUACGAGUCACUAUAAUAUAAAAGGGUACUUCAUUUGACGGCAGACAGGAUGAUUUGAGAGACUAUUUAGGAUUUUGACAGCUUCGACGUCGUUAUGCAGUCCUCUUUGGGUAUGGGAGCAGUGUCUGGUGAUACCAUAGUAUUCUUUGAUUUGGAGACUACCGGAUUAGACACAUCCAUGUGUGACAUCAUCCAGCUGUCGGCCAUCAGCGGGGAGAGGACAUUCAACGUGUACGCUGUUCCUCGUUGCAACAUGACUCACAAGGCCUCCAGCAUCACAGGGUUCACCGUCAGGGACCCCCAGACCCUGCUCCUAAAUGGUCGACAGGUGGACACCAUCCCCCUCAGGGAGGCCCUCACCUCCUUCAUCUCCUUCCUCCGCUCCUUCCACAAGCCCCUGCUGGCGGCCCACAAUGCCCGGCGCUUCGACUGCCCCGUGCUAGCUAGAGCGCUUGUUGAGUUUGACCUUAAAGCUGAGUUCCAGUUAGCAGUUUCUGGUUGCUUGGACACGCUCCCGUUGGCGCGAGAGAUUCUGAAGGGACGUGGACUCCAGAGUUUUCGGCAGGAAAACCUUGUUCGGAUAGUGGUUGGCAUCUCCUACGAGGCGCAUAAUGCCUUGGAGGAUGUGCGGGCACUGCAGAGGCUCUAUGGUGCCCUCAGACCCACGCUAGAGCAGGUCCUCAGGCAGAGCUUCACCCUGGACACCAUGGCAGAGCCAGCACCCAAGCAGCCCCCUGCAGCCAAGGCCUAGGGGUCCUGUAAAACUUCAAACAGGAAGUGAAGAUCACAGAGGGACCCAAAGGGGGCACCACAGGCCAGAGGGAUGCAACUCUUAUGAUGGAUAAUGGUUGUAAAUGAACCUAAAUGGGCAUGUAAAAAAAUAAAAAAAUAAAAAAACAUU
Salmo salar (Atlantic salmon) is the source of this 1174-nucleotide messenger RNA. Its product is annotated as protein PML. Gene Ontology annotation, biological process: DNA catabolic process. Gene Ontology annotation, molecular function: nucleic acid binding; 3'-5'-DNA exonuclease activity. The record is from RefSeq and is a predicted model, not a curated record. NCBI's taxonomy places the organism in Eukaryota, Metazoa, Chordata, Actinopteri, Salmoniformes, Salmonidae. Gene Ontology annotation, cellular component: cytoplasm.